Messenger RNA from Drosophila rhopaloa, 816 nucleotides. RefSeq names its product pyridoxine/pyridoxamine 5'-phosphate oxidase. The record is from RefSeq and is a predicted model, not a curated record. The transcript is spliced from 3 exons. Gene Ontology annotation, molecular function: FMN binding; pyridoxamine phosphate oxidase activity. Gene Ontology annotation, biological process: pyridoxine biosynthetic process; pyridoxal 5'-phosphate biosynthetic process. Lineage: Eukaryota; Metazoa; Arthropoda; Insecta; Diptera; Drosophilidae. Bases 163 to 804 code for a protein of 213 amino acids.
AUUUCGGCCGAGCAACCCCUCAAAAGAAAAGUGCAAUUGGAGCCGCUACGACGGGCGAUAGGAUUUGCGGAGGAUUCAGGACCCACCUGGAAGAGGCGCUGGAAGGCAUAGUAGCCGCAGGACAAGGCCACGAAUAUCCAGAAGACCCCGUUGAUAAGCAAUAUGUCUUCCGCUUUGGCUAAAAUCGAGGACUUUCCCUCUGAUCCCGUGGAGUUUUUCAAGGAGAUCCUUCAGGCAGCUGCCAAAGGACAUCCAGAUGGAUUUUUGCAGGAAAUGAACCUGGCCACUGUGGACGAGGAGUACGGAGUCCUCAAUCGCACUGUCCUAUACCGAGGUCUCACCCCGGAUAACUUCGUGUUCUAUAUAACGCAUCGGUAUACUCGCAACUUCAAAAACCUCCAAGCCAAUUCCAAGGCCUGCGUCACCUUCUACAUGCCGGAUGUCAAGGAUACGACCGGAAAGGAUAGCUCAUGGCAGGUGCGACUGAUCGGGGCCACUGCCGUGGAGCUUCCCCAGACCGAAAUGGAUGCCUUGUGGGCCAAGGAGAGCUUGGCGGCCCAAAUCAGGGGUCACAUAUGUCCCUGCGGAGAGCCCAUCAAUUACGAUGAACUCAAGGCGAGGCACGAUAGGUUCCUCCAGGAACACAAUGGCAAAUCCAUUGCGAGGCCCGCCAGCUAUACCGCCUGGAAAUUCCAGCCGCAGCGAUGGGACUUCCUGAAAGUGGGCCUCAACGAGAUCGCCGAUCGGGUGCAGUACCGCCUGCAGGACAAUGGAAAAUGGGAGUCCAUGCAUGUCGCCACUUAAAUGGAUAACCCA